This is a messenger RNA of Lathyrus oleraceus (garden pea), 1013 nucleotides long. Its product is annotated as GATA transcription factor 9. Gene Ontology annotation, biological process: regulation of DNA-templated transcription; cell differentiation. Gene Ontology annotation, cellular component: nucleus. The record is from RefSeq and is a predicted model, not a curated record. Lineage: Eukaryota; Viridiplantae; Streptophyta; Magnoliopsida; Fabales; Fabaceae. The coding region runs from base 198 to 875 and encodes 225 amino acids. The transcript has 2 exons. Gene Ontology annotation, molecular function: zinc ion binding; sequence-specific DNA binding.
AAUACAUAGAUGUUAACUUUUUUCUCACCAAUUUAAUAAACAUUUUUCAUUUGUUUUCUUUAACUUUUAUCUGCCGACAUAAACUGAGUGUACCAUAAAACAAAACACUGAGACUUGUGGCAUGUAAAACCAAACUUGCUUGUCAUCUCUUCUCUUAUCUCUUCUUCUUCUAACUUUGUUUCUCACUCUCUUUCCCUAUGAACAUGGAUAUCUUCCACAAUGCAUCACUUUCUACCCUUGAUGAUCUAUUCCCUCCUCACAACAUGGAAGUGGAUUUUGGGAUGGAGUGGUUAUCAGUUUUUGUUGAAGAAUGUUUUUCAAGUAAACCAACUUGUGUCAUAGAACCUUCUUCUACUCUUCAAAUUCAAACAACAACUACCAACAAAAAUCCUUCAAACACAAUACAAAAACCUCAACAAAACCAAUCUUAUAUACAUAAUUUUCUUGUCCCCAGAAAACCGAGAAGCAAAAGAAAAAGACUUUCAUCUCCAAGAACCAAAAUUUGGUCACAUUCAUAUCCUCCUCUUUUGAAACAAACAUAUUGGUUAGCCGAAAACGAACUCGUUAACCCUAAAUUAAAAAUUGAGUCUAAAGUAUCUGCAGUUGCAUGCAGAGAUAAUUUGAAAAAAGACAGAAAGAAUAAAAGUGAUGAUGUUGGAAAUGCAAGAAGGUGUAGUCAUUGUUUGUCACAAAGGACACCACAAUGGAGGGCAGGACCAUUGGGACCAAAGACAUUAUGCAAUGCAUGUGGUGUGAGGUAUAAGUCUGGUAGGUUGUUGCCAGAGUAUAGGCCAGCAAAGAGUCCCACUUUUGUCACUUGCUUACAUUCUAAUUCACACAAAAAAGUUUUGGAGAUGAGAAUGCAAUUUAGGUAGUAGUUAAUUAGUCAUUAGUCAAGUUGUUUUUUAUUAGUAUGUGUUGUUUUUUCUUCAUGUAGAUUUGAGUUGGGAAUUAAGGAACAAAAUUUGAUGAGAUAGAUUAUUAGUGAAGUGGUUACUACAUGUUUUGCUAAA